AAGUGGGCUGAGCCAAUUCCUGCUCUGCUUUCCUGUAAGAUCACAGCACACAUUACAAGUUGUGCUCGAAAGGGUGAACACCACAAUGCCACCACCAUCUGGGGAGGAAAACGUCUGAAGUUACUGCAGGACAGAGAAACCUCUUAAAGCAAGCACACACCCACCCCGGUGGCUGGACUGAUUGAGACCUGCCUGUUUGCCUUUAUGCUGAACUGGCUUUCAAGGUGGCCCAAGACUGCUCGGUGGAAAUAAGAGAUUGUUCAACUGGCUGACAAGAAGCACAGUGUAGAUCUGGGACUGCCUGCAACUUAAAUCACAAACAAGAGCGACAAAAGGGAAGAUACAGCUACACUUGUUUCGCUUUCAAGAGGACUGCGUUCGGAGGACAAUUUUCUUUUCACAACUAUACAAGGUACGGUCUUGACAAACGUUCCUCUCAGCCAGAAUACAUAGCUCAGAGUUUACCUUAGGACUGAUCUGGGCAGGGGGACAGGAGAAGGAGCCUAAACAGGCUGUACCUUUUCAGACUUUAGAAGUGCUUAAUGAAUUGAGAAAACAAUGCUGUCACCGCAAUAAAUGGAACCAAACUAUUUCUUAUAACUCAACCAAAGGAAGUUGCAUUUCAACAGACACAGUUUUUGGUUCCCCAUUUCCAAUUUCAAUUCAAACUAACUGGGGAAUAUCUAUUAAGAACUAAAUGCACAGAAGUAAAACACAAGCUGUUUACCAUGUCAAACACCACCAACAACUGUAGCAUCGAUGACAGCUUUAAGUACACACUGUACGGCUGUGUGUACAGCAUGGUCUUUGUUUUGGGACUGAUCUCCAAUUUGGUGGCCUUGUACAUCUUUAUGUGCUCGCUGAAGCUGCGCAACGAGACCACCACUUACAUGAUGAACCUGGUAUUCUCCGAUCUGAUCUUUGUCUUCACGUUGCCUUUCCGGAUCUUCUACUUUGUUACCCGCAACUGGCCGUUUGGGGAUAUGCUCUGCAAGAUCUCCGUCUCCCUUUUUUACACUAACAUGUACGGGAGCAUGCUCUUCCUCACCUGCAUCAGCGUGGACCGCUUCUUGGCCAUCGUGCACCCGUUCUGGUCCCGGACUCUGCGCACCAAGCGUAAUGCCAAAAUCAUCUGCUGUGCCGUUUGGGCGAUGGUGCUCGCAGGAAGUUUGCCUACUGGCUUUCUUCUCAAUUCCACAGCUACGCACAAUAAAGACACAAACAAAUACUCGUGUUUUGAGAACUUCUCAAGUAGUGUAUGGAAGGAAUACCUGUCCAAGGUGGUCAUCUUUAUCGAGACGGUGGGGUUCCUCAUUCCCCUUAUCCUUAACAUCUCCUGUUCUGCCAUGGUCCUGCAGACCCUCCGCAGGCCCAAAACCCUCAAGUGGGGAAAGCUAAACAAAACCAAGAUCCUGCGCAUGAUUAUGGUUCACCUCUUUAUCUUUUGCUUCUGCUUCGUGCCCUACAACAUCAACCUGGUGUUCUACGCCCUCGUCCGGACUCAGGCUCUGAAGAGAUGCUCGUUGGUGGCUGUCGUCCGGACCAUGUACCCAGUGACGCUGUGCAUUGCGGUUUCCAACUGCUGCUUUGACCCCAUUGUAUACUACUUCACUUCUGAGACCAUCCAAAACUCCAUAAAAAGGAAAUCCACGAGCAAGUAUUACGAUACCAAGUUCUCUGAAGCCAUGCUAACGGUAAGCCCCAUACAGCAAAGCCUGCGCACCAUUAAAGCCAAAGUGUCUCAGACAGAAUCCACAGUGUAAGUGCUGACUUUACAGCCCAAACUUUUCCCUCACAGUGUGGUUUGUACAAUUUCACUGUUUGAAAGGAAAUUAUGCAAAAACUUCAUCCAUCACUUUUGGAAACUGAAAGGAACUUGAAAUCAGCAACUUGGAAUUACUUUGGAGCAUAAUGUAUAACUAACUUUGUCAUGAAAAGCUUUAUGAGCGGAGAAAUACGUGAGAGAACUUUUUAUAGAAGGCUGCAACUGAUGAAGAAUCAGCCCAGGAUUCAAGUAGAAUUGAAACUAAAAUGGUUGUCCUGUAAAAGUGUUCAAAAGAUUGGUUUCAAAUCUGAAAAGGCAGGUAUGUAGCCAUUACAUAAUGAGGUGAAAAAAUGGUGUGUAAAAGUAGUUCCAAAAUGAUGCUUCAGUGACCAACACAAAAAACAAAUGACUUGUUUUUUCCCCUCCUUGUAAAACAAGUGUUAUUGCAGUAUUUAUCUAUUUCUGCUAUCACUGAAAUUAGAAUGUGACACAGCGAUUACUGCUGAACUUUUAAAUUAUACAUACUAUGUAUAUAUACACUGUGUGUAUAAAAUGUGUGUAUAUAAUAUAUAUAAACUAGGCACCAUAGUGCUAUAUGUCUUUGUGCUUUCUACUGACUUAAUAAAGCUGUGUCUUUGCCAAUGAAA
Messenger RNA from Acipenser ruthenus (sterlet), 2412 nucleotides. Its product is annotated as lysophosphatidic acid receptor 6-like. The transcript has a single exon. Gene Ontology annotation, molecular function: lysophosphatidic acid receptor activity. Gene Ontology annotation, biological process: phospholipase C-activating G protein-coupled receptor signaling pathway; positive regulation of Rho protein signal transduction. The record is from RefSeq and is a predicted model, not a curated record. The coding region runs from base 729 to 1763 and encodes 344 amino acids. NCBI's taxonomy places the organism in Eukaryota, Metazoa, Chordata, Actinopteri, Acipenseriformes, Acipenseridae. Gene Ontology annotation, cellular component: membrane.